This is a messenger RNA of Adineta ricciae, 1011 nucleotides long. NCBI's taxonomy places the organism in Eukaryota, Metazoa, Rotifera, Eurotatoria, Adinetida, Adinetidae. The record is from the annotation of a GenBank genome assembly.
AUGUCAUCAAAAUCGUCAAGUAACCCUGUACCGACCAAACGUAAAGUGCAGAUUAUUCAACAAACUCCACCUUCUCCAUCUCCAACGCCAGCAAAACAAAUAAAAAAAGAGCCAGUAGAAGAAAAACUCAAGACUCAACGACGACAUGAACUGUCAGAAGAUGAUGUUAUCCGUUCACGUCUUCUCUACGAAGGUGAUCAAGGUAUUGAUGAUCGACGUAUCUUAAUACUGAUGAAAACAUUUAAUAAGUGUAUCUUCGAUCGUCCAUCGAAUCCCGAUGAAAGUCAUUCAAUUAGUGAGAAAUUACUUUCAUUACUCUACUCCGUCGAACAUUCUCAUCGUCUGUUCAAAUCGACUUAUGAAAUGGAUGAACGCGAGCAAUUAUGCUAUGCCGCUAAGAGCAAACGUUUAAACGAACAACUUGUACAGUUACGUCAAGAGCUUGAACGUAGUGAACUACUGUUAGUCGAUGCGAAACAAAAACGCUUGAAUCUACUUGAGUACGAUGCACGAACAGAUAUUAUCAAUAAACUAGGCACACGACGAGAGUUGCGCGCACAACAAGAUGCAACAUUAGAGAGAAAACACUAUUUCGAACAUUUACAACAAACAUUUGAAACAACUUAUCAACAACGGUUGAAACAGAUAGCUGUAUAUAUGCGACCAAUUUUUGAACUAGAAGAAAUUUUACGACAAGAUGCUCAUGAAGAUGUUUCUGCCGAUGGUUCCAAUGAAUCACCUGCAGAUCAACACGCGCCAUCUUUGACGCCAACUGUCAGAACUGAACGACAACGAGCGAAUUCGGACUCAUCAACUGCUUCUAUGGAUGCUGAUGAUGCCAAUUCUGCCUCGCGCUCAAAAAAAUCACAUAAAAAUCACCUUGGUCUGAAUUCUUUGUCGAGUUCGUUGACAAACAAUCAACCACAAGCAUUAUUUUCCACAGAAACGGAAUUGUUUGGCACUCAACUUGUUAAUCCAUUGUUACUAUUAUCUCCUUCAAAUAUUUCUUAA